GGGGAACGGAGAGCAUCAUUACUCCAUCAACACCUCGCAGAGACAGUGCAGAGCCGAACGCACCUGUGCGCAACUUCACGAGCGACUUCUGCGCCAGAGUUGCAGCAUGUUUCCCGCGCGGCAUCUUCACGAGGCUUUUGCUUAAUGCGCUGAACAUUUCUGGAGGACAUUUCUAUUCCAGCUCAUGUGAGAUCUGUCUGUGGAAUGAUGGGGACCUUACAUGACAGUAUUGGAUUUGUGCUCUUUUCCUGUUUGUCCAUUCAAGUUGGAUUUUCUCUUGAUGGAAAGUUUACAGAUUUCCCUUCUAACAUCACUGCACGGGAAGGACAGAACAUUGAAAUGGCAUGUGCCUUUCAAAGUGGGAUGACCUCGGUUUACUUAGAGAUCCAGUGGUGGUUUAUUCGUGCUCCGGAGGAACUGAUUACGAGCGAGGAGGAUGAGGACGACACGGAGAUGGAGCUGAUUCCAGAUCCAGAUCCUGAUGAAGAAGGAACCAAAAUAAGUACAGUCAAGGUCCAAGGCAAUGACAUCUCCCACAAGCUGCAGAUCUCUCGGGUGAGCAAGAACGACGAGGGCCUGUACGAAUGUCGAGUCACGGACGCGAACUACGGAGAGCUCAAGGAGUACAAGGCUCAAGCCUACCUGAAAGUCAACGCCACCAUCCGCCCUCGCAACAGGGCCAUUAAGAAGAGCUCGCCGCUGCACCUGACCGAUAAGAAACCCCGCAAGAGCAGCUCGGCUCCCGGCCAGGACAGCAUGAGUUCAGACCAGAGGUCUCAGUCCACUUCUACCUCUCAGACGUCACACUCCAAAACAGUCGAACACAGCACAGGGUCAGGUACGAGGAUAGCCACAAGUAAUGGACUUGCUGUUCUUCUCCUCACGGCCGGCCUCAUGAGGGAAGCAUGGCUAUAGUUUCAAGACAGUGACUCUUUUUCCCAGAAUCACUCUUAUUUCCGAGCCAAGAGAAAAUUGCCUGCUAUUUGGACGGAGCAGACAGCACAGUCGUCCCUUACUUCAAACCACAACACUGCACCAAUGUAGUCUAAUGAUCAUCACCAGAAGCACUUUUGUUUCAAAAGCCUAUAGGAGGAGAAGGAAACUGCCAUAGCGGACACGUGCUUCACGCUCCAAAUCAAACAGAAGACACAAACGGACACGGACUCGUAUGGGAUCUUGUGCCCCAUAUAUAUUUUUGGUUGGUUUUUGUUUAUCUUUUAUCUCCAGCUGUGAAUUUAAUACAUUGCUCUGAAGUUCGGAAGAGUCUAUAUUUGUGUAACAUAUGAAUAUAUGAACAGAUAUACAGUAUAUAUAUAUAUAUAUAUAGUAUUUGAUUUUAAAUUCCCUUGUACAGCUGCCAUCCAUUCAUAUGCAAAAACAGCCUUGAAAACAAAACUAACAGCUCCACAGCUUAGUACAUGUUGUGUUCUGGAUCGCUAAUUGAUGUGGUAAAUCACAGUGUUUACACUGCAUUGAGCUGCAGUGAUUUUCAUUCAUGCAGAUGUUCUUGCUUAAAUACAUGUGCUUUUCAUUUAUUUUUGGCAUAAUAAAUGUGAGUAUAUUCCUUUCGCCCCUCCGUCCUGUUAGUAGCGUUGUAUACUCACAUGCCCGGUCAUGUUCACUUAGCAUGUAGCAUGUGAGCAUAGUAUAGUCUAUGGCUGGAAACUAAAUCACACACGACAAUGCCGUUUAAGAGCAUCGUUUUGGUGUAGCUGGAUUGAAGAGAUAUUGUUUGUUUGGCUCUCGCUUGCUUUUUGUUGGAGGGGAGGGUUGGACAAACUGAAAGAAAGAAAUUUUCUGAGCUUUCAACCUUCAAAUCACUAAAGGUGUUUCGUAACCUUCAGUGCUAUUGAAUGUUGUGAUUGUGUCCUCUAAACAUCUCAAGUGUGAUUCACCUACAUUGAAGUGUUGAAGAUGAUUGCUUUUCACCUCUUGAAGCAACUGUCAUUUCCGCCGUGUGUUUACCAUCUUCAAAAUCGAGUUGCAUCAUGGAUUUCCACUAAAGCUGACAAAAUCAAUAGCUGUUGACGAUUGGUUUUCUCGUCCUCUCUCUUUACUUUUAAUUAAAAUGGAAGAGCUUUGUACUUUCUGGCUAACUUAGAAUGAUUUAUAUCUGCGUUUGUCUUUUUAUUUUGGCAAUGCAGAUCGCAAGUGAUAUGAAUUAGGUACCGUUUUCCCUAAAGCGAUGGAACAGUCAGCUUUGCAGGAGACUUUUAAAAUGAAUGUUUCUGCCUUGUUCUUGUGCCACCAAAGGCACUUAGUCCAAACGAAAAUUACUCUAAUCAUUUAACAUCACAAGGAAGAUGUUUAUUCAGUGACUGGACACAAUAUGUCACUAAAACGUCCUCUGAUUCCCAGAAGAAGCUUGACACAUCUUGCUUAAUCAGGGCCAGACUGAACGUUUUAUGAUAUAGGCUGCAUUAAAGGGGUCAUGACAUGGAUUUUUGUUAUUAUUAUUUUAAUAUGUUAUUUAAUAUAUUAUUUUUACACAAAGAAAUCUUAAUAUAUAUGCAGAAAAACAUUUAUUUUCAACCCUCAUUCUGAGGCUUCCUCUGAAAUGAUUAGUUCCCUUUCGAGGGAACUCGCACUGCGUCCCGAAGGGGGCGUUCCCAUAGCGCCCCCUUCGGGACGCAGUGUCUCGUUCCCUCUCUCAGGGAACUAUGGUUAUAGUCAUAACCUGAGACGUUCCCUUUCAAGGGAACUCGCACUGCGUCCCGAAGGGGGCGCUAUAGGAACGCCCCCUUCAGGACGCAGUGUCUCGUUCCCUCUCUCAGGGAACUAUGGUUAUAGUCAUAACCUGAGACGUUCCCUUUCAAGGGAACUCGCACUGCGUCCCGAAGGGGGCGCUAUAGGAACGCCCCCUUCGGGACGCAGUGUCUCGUUCCCUCUCUCAGGGAACUAUGGUUAUAGUCAUAACCUGAGACGUUUUUAAUGCGUGGCUCCUUUAAGGCUUGUCAGUAAACGCCCACUAUUAUGAUUGGCUAAUGUCACUGCAUAGGAAACAGUAUCAACGCCCACUCGCUAUUGCACGUAAUGUGAGUGUUUUGAAAAAUUAUCCAUAUAAAAUCGUCAUUUACAGACAAAGCAUUAUGAAAUCAUUUACUUACGAUUUGUGAUGCAGCUGCUGUCAGAUCCAGUACAGUCGACUGCCAGCAAAAGUUUCUUUGCGAACUCUCCAUUACACUGUGCCUCACUCACAAUCUUCAGUCAAAUGCUCCAAACAAACAUAUAAUUAUCUGACGCAAUCUGGUACGUCAUUAAAAUAAACCAUCCACUUGUUUCUGAUGCCGAGAUCCUUUUGAAGUCACAAACCAGCUGUUUAAACUGGACGUGUGAAAGCGAACGUUCUUUCACUCUUCCAUUUGUCGACAGAUGUCAGAAACUGAAAACGCAUCUGUAUGCUGUAUCAGUGUAGACAGCAUCAGUGAUUAUAAUGACUUGCAUUUGCUUAUGAUGCAAUGCUCACAUCCAGUGUAGACAAAUGUCAGUCGUUAAGCGACUGAACACCAGUGGGCGGGGCAUAUGAUGCGAUGAUGUAUAACUAUUGGUCGAUGCUUGCUCUGGAGGCGGGCAUAUGCAAAUGUAUUUGCCCGUGUGACGUCACACAUCCUGCAAUAUCAAAACAAGCCAUUUUUGGUGCUUUAUUAAAUAAAAGCUUUUUAGACAUUUUAAGAUAUGAAACUUACAAGAUGUUUUUAUGGUUCAGAGACCUCUUAUGUGUCAAAUGAUCAAGGCAAAUUUGAUUUCUCAUAUCAUGACCCCUUUAAAAUGACAUACAAUCGCCAGUGAUGCCCUCAUCACCAUAUUUUUUAAAUCCAACAAUAGUGGUUGGAAAGAAGAUGGUGACAUUUAACCAACACUGUGUUAUCAACAAGAACAAGACGUCCCUACAGGAAUGUCAAGGUUUUGAAAAGAAUCUCAAGCUGCGGUUGAUGGAGCUCACUCUGUUUGACAUUCUGCUCAUGUAUUGAUGUCUUGAGGUGUUUUUAUAUAAUUUAACCAAAGACUGCUGAGACGGGCACAUUGCAGGACUGUUUACAAAACACACAACACCCCCAUGUAUUAUGCCAAAUCUAUGCUUGUUUUUUGAAAACUCAUUUUCUCACCCAUAGUGGAGUUGUGCGUAUAGUGUUUGUUCCUCAGUUUUGGCUUUCAGGGCAGUUGUAUUGGGAUUACACUGGGAUUAAAGCAUAAGGAAUAGAAUCUCUCAACAGAAAACACAAAAGUAAAUGCUGUUAACUUCAAGAAAGUCACAUAAGGGAAGGAACCCGUAGCGAUUUUUAUCCUUCACCAGCAAAAUGUCGCUUUUUCACUUCAGCUUUCUGUCAAAACCUCUGCAAAAAAGUAGAGUGUUAUGCUGUAUUAUUAGUGAUUAAUGACACAAAAGUUGUAAAAUACGAUUUGAAAAAUUGUGCAUGGCUAGAAUGGAGUAAUUUAGGAUUUUUGGAACCGUUUUUUUGGAAAAUACAACUGUUCACAGUUAGUUCAUGUCAGCUCAGGUCCAUUAAAUAAUAUAAACAGACACAAAAUUGACUUUAAUAAUGUAUUAGUAAAUUUUGAAAUUAACAUUAAGAUUAAUAGAUGCUUUAGAGGUCAUUUUAAUUGUCCUGUACUGUACUUAACUAAUGUUAACAUUGUGAAGUGUUAAAUGUUUUUUUUUUUUUUUUCAUGGUUUUAGUUUUAGUUUCCGUUUUAGUUUUAGUUAACUAUAAUAAACCUGAUUUGAGAUCCAAUGGAAAGUAAUGAGUAAUGAUGAAAACGUUUCCAAUUUAACCCUAAAAGUUCCCUCAUAAACGUUUGAAAUAUGAUAAAACGGUUAUGCUUUAAUGGUGUAAGAUACAAAUAGUUGCGUGAUGUUUACUAUCGGAAGUUUCUGGCUUGUAGCUCCAAUAGUAACACUGUAAUGUAAACUGUUAGUCUGUACUUUGAUGGCUGUAUGAUCCGGAUCCUUAAAUGAGGUCACGGACCAAAAAAUACACCAUGAUGUGUCUUUGAAUAAUGAGACGGGUCAUGCAAUAGAAGGUUGUUCAGCAAGAUUCUUGCCAAAUUGUACUCCUCAUAAUUGAAAGACUAAUCAUAAACCAGCUGGAAGCUCUAAAUUCUCUCUAGAUUUAUGGGCAUAUGCGACUUUGAGAGCAGCUGCUAUCCGAGAGAACUUCGAUGGUAAUGUACGGCGUAGAUUUGUUGAUUUGAGUAGGUUUAUCUACAUAAAACUGUUACUUUAAGACGGCACUUUAAAUAGGCCACACGAUGAUGAUGAUGAGCCACAUUUGUGUGUGCUGUAAAUAGACAAAACACCUCAUCUAAAUCCAUCUGCAGCAUUUUAACGCUAUAAAUAAAGUUGGGGUUGUUAUAUUAUAAAGUACAAAAAAACGAACUAAUUUCAUUAAAAAGUUUAUGAAGAAGAGAGUUUCUGAUGCCUUGUACAGCCUGUGUAAUAGUCACUGUAAAAACAAGCCGCAUGGAUUAUUUCCACUUCUUUACUUUUUUUUUCUUCUUCUUUUUUUUUUUAUCUCAGAAAAGAAAAAUUGUAUAUGUGUACGAUUACCGUGAAUUGAAAGGACAGAAAUGUUCCUACGUGUGUUUCUAUGUUUCCAUCCGUUUGGAGAUUUCCAUGGGAAAGACUUUCCGUCCGUAUACAACACUUGGGACGUUGUUUUGGCCAAACCUCAUUGGCUCAAUUUUUGGAAAGCAGAACAGCAGCAGCUGAAUCUGACAAAAAAACGAUUACUGAAGAUGGAUCUCUGGAUGUUAUUUUGGAUGUUUAUGAUGUUGAUUUCUGCAUGAAUCCAUUCAUACUGAAAGAAACCGUUCCACUCGGAGAAAACCCAGGAUUUGUAUUUCAGAAAGUCGUCCUCCAGGUUAAGAUCUUCUUCAACACGGGAAUCGAUGUAUAUAUGGAUCACCAUCUUGUUUGAGUCAUGAUUAAAUGUUUACUGGACUCUUUCAAAAACAUGACGUGAUUUUCAUUUUACUGUCAUGGCUGAGCAAAGCUGAAGUUUGUAUUAUAAGACAAAAUGAGCCAAAUUUUAAUAAACUAUCUUCACAGGCUGUCUACAGACAGAUUUUUUAUGACAAGUGCAGUGUAAUUUACAGUAUGUGGUGUAUCAGUUUUCUGAGCUGUUUUAUUUUUACUGCAGAAAGGAGCUGCUUGUUUAUCAUCUGCAGAUGUGCUUUAGAGGAUCUGAUGUUUGAAGAACAGAAUUUGAGGGAUGAUUGAUUGAGAACGAGAGGAAAGAUAUGACACAGUGCUGUAUAAACCGCUCAAAGACAUUUCCACACCACGCUUAUGAAAUAUGACAAUUAAAUUUCUCUAAAGCACUGUC
This is a messenger RNA of Megalobrama amblycephala (Wuchang bream), 6326 nucleotides long. It is a transcript of the gene vstm2a, whose product is annotated as V-set and transmembrane domain containing 2A. The record is from RefSeq and is a predicted model, not a curated record. The coding region runs from base 205 to 915 and encodes 236 amino acids. The transcript has 5 exons. NCBI's taxonomy places the organism in Eukaryota, Metazoa, Chordata, Actinopteri, Cypriniformes, Xenocyprididae.